Molecule: messenger RNA, 3019 nt
Organism: Procambarus clarkii (red swamp crayfish)
Lineage: Eukaryota; Metazoa; Arthropoda; Malacostraca; Decapoda; Cambaridae
Product: sodium-coupled monocarboxylate transporter 2
Biological process (GO): sodium ion transport; transmembrane transport
Cellular component (GO): membrane
Molecular function (GO): symporter activity
Source: RefSeq, a predicted model, not a curated record
AUCGCCAGUUCACUACCUGGCGCCACCAGGUGAAGGAGGGGUGUCACUGUCUGCUGCAAGCAAGUCGGGUUGCACUCUUGCAUAACGGGUUGCCUUCAUAUUUCACCUGCGUUCAGUGCACAACUUCAGGCUGAAAUGCUGUUUAGCCGAAUUAUGAAAAGGUGUUAAAUAAGCAGUGGCGGCGUGUGUUGGUGCGUUAACGUCUCUCCUCGGCCCCUGCAAGCACCAGUGCAAUUGUGUUUGUACCAACCCCAUCUUGCACUUGUGUGUCUCGCCAGCCACUUCCUUGAGACGCAGAUGAUCAGCUCUCACCAGUAGGACCGUCACACAUACUCCGAGGAACUUAACUUACCGCUAAGAAACUCACUUCAGCAGCUCAACUUUGUCACUGCUCGCACGAUGACGGUGAGUGUCACAGAACUCGCUGAUCGCUUCACAUGGAUCGACUACAUGGUGUUCGGUCUCAUGUUGGCUCUAUCGGCUGCCAUCGGUAUUUUCUACGGAUGUUUCAGCAAGAAACAGGACACCAAGGAGUUCCUCAUGGCUGGCAAGUCCAUGACCACCUUUCCCGUGGCCAUGUCUCUCAUUGCCAGUUUCAUGUCAGCCAUCACGCUGCUGGGGACGCCGUCGGAGGUCUACCAGUUUGGGUUCAUCUACUGGCUUAUCGGCUUCUCCUACAUCGCGGUCAUGCCUGCAGCUGCCUACCUCUACUUUCCAGUCUUCUACAAGCUCCAGGUUACCUCCGCCUACGAGUACCUUGAGAAGCGGUUCCACAGAGCAGUCCGGUGGCUGGGCUCCUUCGUGUUUAUCAUCCAGAUGUCGCUGUACAUGGCCAUCGUGGUGUACGCUCCAGCACUCGCACUGGCUCAGGUCACCGGCUUCGACGUCUACGUCUCCGUCAGCCUCAUCUGCUUCGUCUGCAUCUUCUACACCACUCUUGGCGGCAUGAAGGCUGUCCUCUGGACCGACGCUCUCCAGACACUCAUCAUGUACGCCAGUAUGAUGUUCGUCAUCAUCAAGGGCGCUGUUGACGUCGGAGGAUUCAGUGCCGUCUGGGAGAGGAAUGUUGAGAGCGGCCGAGCACAGCUAAUCGACUUCGACCCGGAUCCCACCACCAGACACACCUUUUGGACGCUAGUUAUUGGAGGAUAUUUCACCUGGAUCACCAUAUACGGCGUCAACCAGGCGCAGGUUCAGCGAUACCUUAGCGUCCAGACAAGACAAAUGGCCGUCAACGCCUUGUGGGUCAACUUGGUGGGACUUUUUGUGUUAAUGAUCACCUGUUCCUUCGGCGGGAUGGUUGUGUACGCCAAGUACUAUGACUGUGACCCCAUCCGGGCUGGAGUUGUCACCAAGGGAGACCAGCUCUUCCCGCUCUUCGUCAUGGACACCCUUGGACAGUGGAAGGGACUUCCAGGACUCUUCGUUGCCGGCAUAUUCGCCGGCGCUCUCAGCACCGUUUCUUCCGGGUUGAACUCUCUGGCGGCCAUCGUUCUGGAGGACUUCAUCAAGAGCGGGUGUUAUCCAGGCAUCUCCGACACCGCCAGCACCUGGGUCUCCAGGGGCCUCUGCGUAUUCUUCGGUCUCAUCACUUUUGCUCUCGUCUUUGUAGCAGAGCAACUCGGCAAUAUUUUGUCUGCCGCGUUGAGCAUAUUCGGCAUGGUUGGAGGGCCUCUGCUGGGAGUCUUCACCCUCGGCAUGUUCUUCCCUUGGGCCAACGCUAUCGGAGCUUUCGUUGGUGAAAUCGUCAGUUUGAUCUUCAUGUUCUGGAUCGGGGUGGGCCAUCAGGUGGCCAGAUCCUCGGGCCAGAUCAAGCUGGUGGCCAUGCCCACUAGCAUAGACGGCUGUCAGAACCUCACCAUCACUGAGCCCCCCUUCAUAUAUGUACCUGAGGGCGAGGAGCCAGGUGAGGCGCUGGCCUUGUACCGCCUGUCUUACAUGUGGUACUCUGCGACGGGCUGCUUCACUGUGAUCAUCGUGGGCAUGCUGGUGACGCUGGUGACUGGUAAGCAAGAUGUGCGGGCUGUUGACCCUCGCUGUCUCUCCCCCGCCGUCAUGUGGUUCAAGAACUGGCUGCCAGGACUCAAUGGUCUCGGAGAAGACUACAUUGACGAAGAAGAUGAACUGAGGGAGAGUAAAAGCAGCAGUUCCUUUGGCAACACCAACCCAAGUUUCACCCCAGAAAUGAUGGAGAAAACAUACGGGGACUACACACCUGAGAAGGAGAGCUCGAAGCUGUAAAAUAUUAAUUUUAAAAUGCAGUUUCUGCACUCGGCUACCUAACUUGCGAGCUCCGAGAUCACAAGCCUAAUGCACUAUGAGAGACAACUGAGAAUUCUUCUCCAUGAGAGUAAUAAGAUAAGCAAUCAGCUUUCGCAUUCUGCACCAGGCUUCCGGCCCCGCCAACACCACGAGAGGCAGGCUCCAGCUACACAAUGUUGCCCCUGUUCAGUUAUUGUGGGUUAUGUAGAGCUCCUGAAGUGCAACUUUGCUUGUGGAAUGCAAUGUGAAUUAUUGUUUUGAUGACAGGAAUUUGUAUUGGGCAUUGCUGGCUGGGAUAUAUCACGGAAAUUAUGGUCAUUAUUGUAUGAUAUUAUGACACUAAUUGUGAUGACUUUGCAUCGAUAACUUAAAAAGCCCACUGACAGCUGCACUAUAAUAUGACACACACACCACUCUACUUUAUAUAGUACUAGCAACACCUUAAACUUAAAAUAAGUACACCAUGUUGUGUCAUUAAGUACAGGGAAGGGGGACAAAGGUAAAAUGUAGUGACUAAUAACGUUACCAUGAACCCAGUUAACUUAAUUGAAAGUAACUGAUGCACCUGUUUUGGGAAGCGACUGAUACACCUAUCUGGAGAAGUGACUGAUAUAUUUUCCAACCGCAUGAUCAUACACAGUUAUUAGUCUUUGUUCACAAGCUGCUCAGUAAUACAUAAGUUGAUUAGCUGUUUACAUACUCACAUUUUAUAGACACACACACUAUAUAUAUAUAUAUAUAUAUAUAUAUAUAUAUA